Molecule: messenger RNA, 570 nt
Organism: Dreissena polymorpha
Lineage: Eukaryota; Metazoa; Mollusca; Bivalvia; Myida; Dreissenidae
Product: zinc transporter 9-like
Exons: 5
Coding region: 13-297 (94 amino acids)
Biological process (GO): transmembrane transport; zinc ion transport
Cellular component (GO): membrane
Molecular function (GO): monoatomic cation transmembrane transporter activity
Source: RefSeq, a predicted model, not a curated record
GCUGCUCGACACAUGCAAGGGGAAGCCAAGAAGGAAAAUAUAUCUGUCAAGCAAUACAUCAAGGAGAAUGAUGACCCAUGCAGCAACGUGAUGCUGUUGGGGGACAUUGCAGGCGUGCUGGGGGUCACCAUAUGUGCCGCCUCCAUCUGGCUCAGUCAGCACUUCAAUAACUACCUGAUUGACGCCAUGGGUUCGUUUCUGAUCAGCAUCGUGAUUGGCUCUGUGUCAUUCUUCAUUCAGAAGCAGAACAUUGAUAAACUGCUUGGCCAAGCACUUCCGUAUGAGAAGGACAACUAGCUGUUCCUGAAAAACGACAAGCUUGUGAAUGCAGUCCACGAUGUGAAAACCAUAGAUAUGGGGGACCAGAGCCGCUUCAAGGCGGAGAUCGUUCUCGAUGCAAAACUCAUCACGUACGACUUCCUACAGACCAAACUGAGCGAGGAUGAAAUGCUUGUGAGACUUCAGUCAAUUCGCACUGUAGAUGAACUUGAUAUCUUUCACCAGGAGUUUGGCAGCUUCUUGUAUGAACAAAUUGUCCUUCAUAUCGACAGACUAGAGCAAGAGAUCAAG